AUGAUCUUUCUCUCGCUUUUCCUAUGGGCAUUGACAGUGUCGGCUCAGUUCAUUAAGCCCACCCCACCAACAGAAGACGACUUCUACACCACCCCCGACAACAUCACCUCCUACGAAAAUGGCGACAUCAUAGCGUCUAGACCCGCCCCAGCUAUGAUCAGAUCCAUUUACUUCCCUGUCAACGUGAAAAAUGCGUGGCAGCUUAAGUUGCGUUCAGAGGACUCUCAUGGAAAUCCUCAAGCCAUCGUGACCACGAUUUUGGAGCCAUAUAAUGCCGAUCCUAAGAAGCUUUUGUCGUACCAGCCUGCUCAGGAUUCUGCUACCAACGAUUGCAGCCCUUCAUAUUCGAUUCUUUUCAACGCUCCUAUGAGUACUAUUGUUCUCCAAGCAGAAAUGGUUCUUAUGCAAAGUGCCCUUGCCAAAGGUUGGUUCUUGAACGUGCCUGACUAUGAGGGCUUCCAAGGUGCUUUCACCGCUGGCAAGCAAGCUGGACAGGCAACGCUUGACUCUAUUAGAGCAGCGUUGCAAUCUGAAGAUAUCUCUGGCGUCAGUUCAGAUGCGAAAGUUGCAUUGUGGGGAUACUCGGGUGGAACCAUCGCCUCAGGAUGGGCUGCUGCCUUGCAGCCUCAAUAUGCUCCAGAACUCAAGAAGCAAUUGCUUGGAGCAGCUUUGGGUGGAUGGGUCACCAACAUCACCCUCACUGCAGAGGCCACUGAUGGUACGCUUUUUGGAGGUCUCAUUCCUAACGCCAUCAACGGUUUGCUUCAUGAGUAUCCUCAUCUUGAUGGGCUUGUAGAUACAGAAAUUAGAAAAAAUAAGAAAGAGGAUUUCCUUUCUGCUGGGAAGAAAUGUCUUGUGACGUCGAUCGUCGACUACGUGUUUGUGAAAUUCUUCAGCGGCAAGCGUCCCUGGGCUUCUGACGGUUGGGGCUUCUUCGACAUUCCAGAAGUUCAGGGAGUCGUCAAAAACAACACUGCUGCACUUGACAAAGAUGGGCCCAUUCCUGAGAUUCCUCUUUUUGUGUUCCAUGGCACAGAGGAUGAAAUUGUGCCUUUCUCAGGUGCUCAGCGUGGCUACGACAACUACUGUGACUGGGGCAUUGAGAGCUUUGAGUUUGCCGUUUCCAACACUACCGGCCACAUCCUUGAAGUCGUUGAAGGUAGUGGUGCUGCAUUGGUAUGGCUCGAUAAGUUGUUCAAGGGUGAAAAGCCGAUUGAAGGCUGCAAGAAGACCGUCCGCAGCACCAACAUUCUCUACCCAGGAGCAGAUGCCGAGUAUCGUCAGCUUGUGAGAACUCUCUUUAGCUCCUUGGGAGGUGGUGAAAUCGGUGAGACCACAAGAAAUAUAACAGAGUCCUCUUUGGUCAGCACGCUAUUGACGUACGCAUUCAGUGGGCUUAUCAACAAGAUCGGGCCAAUCCCUUUCAAAAGAGACGGCUCUGUUGAUAGAAGCGUGUUCACUGGUAUGAACGACGUGAUUGACUUGUGGCAGCGGGAAAACACCGUGCCCGACUUGUUAAAAGGUGCCAUCUAG
Candidozyma auris is the source of this 1533-nucleotide messenger RNA. RefSeq lists its product as uncharacterized. The transcript has a single exon. NCBI's taxonomy places the organism in Eukaryota, Fungi, Ascomycota, Pichiomycetes, Serinales, Metschnikowiaceae. The record is from RefSeq and is a predicted model, not a curated record. Bases 1 to 1533 code for a protein of 510 amino acids. Gene Ontology annotation, molecular function: triacylglycerol lipase activity. Gene Ontology annotation, biological process: lipid catabolic process.